Molecule: messenger RNA, 1140 nt
Organism: Procambarus clarkii (red swamp crayfish)
Lineage: Eukaryota; Metazoa; Arthropoda; Malacostraca; Decapoda; Cambaridae
Source: RefSeq, a predicted model, not a curated record
AUGCUGAUGUUAAGACAUGCUCCCCCGGGUGACAUGCUGAUGUUAAGACAUGCUCCCCCGGGUGACAUGCUGAUGUUAAGACAUGCUCCCCCGGGUGACAUGCUGAUGUUAAGACAUGCUCCCCCGGGUGACAUGCUGAUCAGUAACCACAGCAGUAACCACAGCAGUAACCACGGGAGUAACUACAGCAGUAACCACGGGAGUAACCACAGCAGUAACCACAGCAGUAACCACAGCAGUAACCACGGGAGUAACCACAGCAGUAACCACAGCAGUAACCACAGCAGUAACCACAGCAGUAACCACGGGAGUUACCACGGGAGUUACCACAGCAGUAACCACGGGAGUAACCACAGCAGUAACCACAGCAGUAACCACAGCAGUAACCACAGGAGUAACUACAGCAGUAACCACGGGAGUAACCACAGCAGUAACCACAGCAGUAACCACAGCAGUAACCACAGCAGUAACCACGGGAGUAACCACAGCAGUAACCACAGCAGUAACCACGGGAGUUACCACGGGAGUUACCACAGCAGUAACCACAGCAGUAACCACGGGAGUAACCACAGCAGUAACCACAGGAGUAACUACAGCAGUAACCACGGGAGUAACCACAGCAGUAACCACAGCAGUAACCACAGCAGUAACCACGGGAGUAACCACAGCAGUAACCACAGCAGUAACCACGGGAGUAACUACGGGAGUAACCACAGCAAAAACCACAGCAGUAACCACAGGAGUAACUACAGCAGUAACCACAGCAGUAACCACAGCAGUAACCACGGGAGUAACCACAGCAGUAACCACAGCAGUAACCACGGGAGUAACCACAGCAGUAACCACAGCAGUAACCACAGCAGUAACCACAGCAGUAACCACGGGAGUAACCACAGCAGUAACCACAGCAGUAACCACAGCAGUAACCACAGCAGUAACCACAGCAGUAACCACGGGAGUAACCACAGCAGUAACCACAGCAGUAACCACACCAGUAACCACACCAGUAACCACACCAGUAACCACAGCAGUAACCGCAGCAGUAACCACAGCAGUAACCGCAGCAGUAACCACAGCAGUAACCCCAGCAGUAACCACAGCAGUAACUACAGGAGUAAGAUACAAAGUGUGAUGUAUUAG